Molecule: messenger RNA, 1089 nt
Organism: Orbilia oligospora ATCC 24927
Lineage: Eukaryota; Fungi; Ascomycota; Orbiliomycetes; Orbiliales; Orbiliaceae
Exons: 4
Coding region: 1-1089 (362 amino acids)
Source: RefSeq, a predicted model, not a curated record
AUGCGCUUCAAUAUUCUUUCUAUCGUUGCACUCCCAGUGUUUCUAGGAUGUGUCGAUGGGGUCCUCGCCAGCACUCUCUCUUGCAAACCAGCAGCGAAGUCUUGUGCGGCUUCUGCUCGCCAGGCGGCUCCUUGCACGUCUUUGUUUCUCAAGAACAAAGUCAAGCGUCCAACAUGCACUGUUAUUCCUGCGCCUGUUACAGUGACGAAGAAAGUGACCCCAGCUGCUUCAACCGCGCUCGUCACAAUCACUCAGACCGUCUCGACUACACAAACUGAAACUCUCCCCACCACCAUUAUCCCACAGACUAUGGAGAUUGUGGAAGUCGAGAUCAGAGUUGCUACUGUGACAGUUUACGCUACUGAAUUUGAUACUACUACAGCUAUUGUCGAAACCAAAACUAUAACUGUCUACCCGAUCCAAACUUUCAUCUGUAAAAACCGCAAGAGGGACGCCUUGCCUACUGCCGCAGUCGAAAUCGAUGGCUUGGUAAAGCGCACUCCUCUUCCAAAGUGCUGCGGAUGCUUCCUCACAUCUACCAAAACCGCUGCCCGCCAAACAAAGACAGUCACUACGACACUUCCAAAGGCGACAGUUACAAAGAAAAUCACCAAGACUGUCACCGCAACCAGCAUCACCACCGCUAUCCCGAGUUCAUCAACCAUAGUCGGAACCACAACUGAAACAAUCACAACCACCAGAACGGAGACUGAGACCAAAACCAAAACUAUCACCGAAACAGUACCCGCCACACAAACAUCAUAUUACGACGUCUGCGAAACUCCCUAUACAUAUAGCGGUAGAAAUGCCUUCGAAUACCGCGGUACCUCUGGUAUAACAGCACCGGCUGGUACUGAUACCCUUAGCAAAUGCUGCGGUUUGUGCUUCGGAAGUAUGAAUUGUGCAAAUUUUGUGUUCGAUACGAUUACGAAGACGUGCGCGAUUCAUCAGAUUACUAAUGCGGAUGAAGUUCAAACGAAUUGCACUUCUCCGAAGUGCAAUAUUGGUCGUGCUAGUGGAAAUUUUUCUGAGAGACCUAACAAUGAAUUAUACGGUAUUGGACCUUGCGGCGGUACCGUUGUUAGGUAA